AUGAACCUCGAGCUGUACAGAAAAGCCCUUAACUUCAAUGUUAUAGGUCGGUACGAUCCUAAGAUUAAGCAACUUUUAUUUCAUACUCCACAUGCUUCAGUAUACAAAUGGGACUUUGUCAAAGAUGAGUGGAUGCGACUAGAAUAUCAGGGAGUGUUAGCUAUUUACCUGCGUGAUAUAUCUAGUAAUGGUGGGCUAUUGCCUGAAGGCGAGGGAAACAAAGAAUCUAUACUGGCAAUGCAGGGACAGUCCGUCGGAUCAGAGAGUGGUAUGGAAGAACUAAGAGGCUCAGAUAUUUACAACUAUGGGCUAAUCAUUCUCAAUAGAAUGAACCCGGAGAACUUUUCAAUUGCGAUAGCACCAAACAGCUCUGUUAACAAGCGCAAAAUAUUUGAACCCAACGAAGAUGCUAAACAACCUUUAGAAUGUAUGGCUGUGGAAGUCAAAGAUGAUUUGGUUAUCGUAAAAAACCUUCGGCAUGAGGUUUACGGGAUCUGGAUCCAUACAAUUCCCGAUAGAAAUAAUCUAUAUGAGCUUAUUAAAUACUUACUAGAAAGUGAGCCAAAAAAUUCGUUUACUUAA
Molecule: messenger RNA, 582 nt
Organism: Lachancea fermentati
Lineage: Eukaryota; Fungi; Ascomycota; Saccharomycetes; Saccharomycetales; Saccharomycetaceae
Source: the annotation of a GenBank genome assembly